UGGCCUCCCAGCCUUCCCGGUUCGUUAAGCCAAGUAGGAAUGAGCAGCUCGGUGGGUCCCGGGGAGCGGCAGCGGAGGUGGCGGUGCGCCCUGGCCGUGCUGCCAUGCCUUUCUGGGGGCUCGGGGGAAGGCGUGUGAAACUCCUGCCGCGCUCCUCCUGCUCGCACCGCCCGGCCAGAUUCAUCUCUUCUGAGUAAAUGAAGACAGUGACUAUGAAGGCACAGCAUCUGCCUUCUGUUUUCAUCAAUGAAGAGAAGUUCGUAACCAGAGAGCAGCUCAGUUCUCUUCUGAAGAAUUAUAACUCUUACUAUUCAGAUCAAGAGAAUCUGCAACUGACAUAUAAUCAGGGAGAAGGAAGCACGCCAUUCAUUGAAGGAAUCCUCUCAAUAUUCUGGGGAGUACGCCAUCCGAUCCGAUUAAAAAUUCAGGAUGAGAAGCAGAUACCCUCUUUUGUAACCCUGAAGUCAACAGAGAAUGUGGGGGUUUUUCCUAGUAAAAGGGGAAUGACUCGCUGGGGAGAAUUUGAUGACCUCCAUCACAUAAGCGGGGAUACGCUGAAAUCUACUGAGGAACAGCCAGACCUCCAGCCAAGUUAUCCAUGCUAUGAAAGUCACACUCUUAAGUCCAGGAGGGAGCCAGAGCUGAACUGUGCCACCCUGCCCCGGGCCAGCAGCGAUGCCACGGUCGUGCGCAGGAGGACCAAGCUGCCCACGAUAACCAGGACGGAAGUAGAAACUCACAGGUUCUCUAUCAAUGGCCACUUCUACAACCACGAGACAUCAGUUUUCACUCCAGCUUUUGGGUCAGAAACCAAAAUAAGAAUCAACAGCCAGAUGAGGACCAGACAAGUGAUAGAACAGUUGCUUCGUAAGUUUAAGAUAGAAAACAACCCCCAUGAAUUCGCACUUUAUGUUAUCCAUGCGUCUGGAGAAAAGAAGCAGUUGAGGAGUAGAGAUGUUCCCUUGCUGCACAGGCUGCUGCAGGGGCCCUCUGAGAAGGUUGCCAAGUUCUUUCUCAUGGAUAGAGACGUGGAAGAGAUCAGCAGUGAUGUUGCUCAAUACAUUUCAUUUCAUCUUCCCUUUUUGGAAUCCAUUCUGCACAGAAUAAAUGAAGAGGAGGAGCAGGAGAUUCAACAGACAACUGCAAGGGCCAGGGUGCAGGCUGGAAGCACCCACGGAGACACGCUGCAUCACCGAAACGACGUGUGCUGGAUCUGGCUUGGAGCUUAGGCAAAAACUCCUCUGAAAAGCCCAAAGCAUUCAGCUUUAAACCCUGCUGAUGUGUGACCUGCCACCAAGAGGCUGGCUUAGAAAAAUACUGCAAUAACCAAUGUGCUGAUUGAAAAUAUGCCAACUAGGAAUAUGGUUAGCCCUCUGUUAAAGAAAUACUGUAUUAUAUUAGCAGAAAGCUUUUCAGUAGAGCCAAGUGGCAGAAGGUAUUUAUGUAUUUAAGACUGCAGGUAGAAUUUUCACUUAAGUUAUACAAUGUCCAUGCAAGAUGCCUGAAAUCCAGUGGCUUCAGGCUGGUGUAUGCUGAAAUUGCUUAAGCUUUGAGCUACUGUUAGAAAAACAUAAUUGGAAACCCUCUCACUUAGGAGCUGCUCAGCUCUUGGCAAUGACAGGGAAUUUAUCGCUGAAAUACCUCGCUCGUGAACUGCAAGUAAGAAUUGACUGAACACUGUUGGGUCCUGAAAGGCAUCUCAGUGGUUUUGCAGUUGGAGUAAGUGAUUGUGUUCCUUCCUGUGUUUUCCCUUUGAAAGGGAAUUGAGAAGCUCUCAGUGAGAGGCUGCAUGUUACAGCCACAGAGAGCUGGGCCCACGGCCUCCCCAGGGAUGCAGUUUGGCUCCAGCCCAGCCCCACGCAGGGCACAGCAGCAGCUGCCAGGUCCUUCCUGGCUGACUUGUGUUCAGUGUGAGAGCUCCGGUUACAGAGAUGUAAAUAAAAUAAAUCUGUGCACAGCUCGUUGUCCUCCUGCA
This is a messenger RNA of Lonchura striata (white-rumped munia), 1975 nucleotides long. The record is from RefSeq and is a predicted model, not a curated record. Lineage: Eukaryota; Metazoa; Chordata; Aves; Passeriformes; Estrildidae.